This is a messenger RNA of Colias croceus (clouded yellow), 1550 nucleotides long. RefSeq names its product ornithine aminotransferase, mitochondrial (gene Oat). The record is from RefSeq and is a predicted model, not a curated record. Lineage: Eukaryota; Metazoa; Arthropoda; Insecta; Lepidoptera; Pieridae. Gene Ontology annotation, molecular function: identical protein binding; pyridoxal phosphate binding; L-ornithine transaminase activity. The transcript is spliced from 11 exons. The coding region runs from base 152 to 1459 and encodes 435 amino acids. Gene Ontology annotation, cellular component: cytoplasm.
UUUGGUGUUUAGUGUUAGUAGUUGCUGGAGAAGUUCUCCGGUUUCUUAUCAAACAUACCGAAUUGAACUCGUUAAAGUCACACAGUGACAUUGUUAAGGAUUUGAUACUAUACAUUAAUCUGAGUAUUUAAUUAACUAUAAAAGUAAUAAAAUGUUAUCUACGAGGAGAGUAAUAUAUAAAGCAUGUGAGCUGCUCUAUUACACUGAUAAGGGUCUUAAAGGAUUGGCGGGUAUGGCUGCGCAAAGGCAACUCUCGUCGAAAGAAAUCUUCGCGCUAGAAGAUAAGUAUGGUUGCCGUAACUACGCCCCGCUGCCAGUCGCCCUCAGCCGUGGUGAAGGACCGUAUGUUUGGGAUGUCGAAGGGAAUAAAUACUUGGACUUCCUGAGCGCUUACUCAGCAGUAAACCAGGGACACUGUCAUCCCCGUAUCGUGAAGGCUCUUAAGAAACAGGCUGACAUUUUGACUUUAGUCUCCAGAGCCUUUUAUUCAGAUAAACUAGGUGAAUAUGAGAAGUAUAUGACAGACUUGUUUGGAUAUGAUCGUCUUUUGCCGAUGAACACGGGUGUCGAGGGAGGCGAGAGUGCAUGUAAAAUCGCCAGAAAAUGGGGCUACGAUGUUAAAAAGAUACCAAAGAACCAAGCUAAGAUCAUCUUCGCCGAAGGAAACUUCUGGGGCAGAACAAUGUCAGCUGUGUCGUCAUCAUCAGACCCUACUUGCUAUGAGGGCUUUGGACCAUUCAUGGCAGGAUUCAGUCUAGUUCCGUACAACGAUAUUGCAGCUUUAGAGAAAGAGCUACAAGACCCGAAUGUAGCUGCAUUCAUGGUGGAGCCUAUUCAAGGGGAAGCUGGUGUUAUCAUUCCUGAUGACGGUUACUUGAGGAAGGUCAGGGAGCUCUGUACUAAAUAUAACGUUUUGUGGAUUGCUGACGAGGUUCAGACUGGUUUAGGGAGAACGGGCAAGUUACUGGCAGUGGAACACGAGGGAGUGAAGCCAGAUAUGCUUAUCUUGGGCAAGGCUCUCAGUGGAGGGGUUGUGCCCGUGUCAGCUGUGCUUGCCAAUAAUAAUGUUAUGGAUGUUAUUAAGCCUGGUACUCAUGGUUCUACAUAUGGUGGAAACCCAUUGGCUUGUGCUGUGGCCACAGAGGCUCUUAAGGUAUUAGUAGAAGAGAAGUUAAUAGAGAACUCAGCGAGAUUGGAAUCCGUAUUGCGCGAGGAAUUGGAAAAGAUCCCAAAACACAUGCUCACUGCCAUCCGAGGCAGGGGACUUAUGUUCGCUAUCGAUGUUCACGACAAUUAUCCAGCAUACGACAUUUGCAAGCGCAUGAAGGAAGGCGGUCUGCUCGCCAAGACAACGCACGGACAAACCAUCCGCCUGGCUCCUCCAUUGGUGAUCUCUGAACAACAACUACGGGAUGGCGCGAAAAUUAUUCAACAAACAUUCCAGAACUAUAAGAAAUAAAUAACUUUAUCUAUAGGAAAUAUAUUGUAUCUGUAUAUUAUAUUCUCAGUCGCUUGUAAGGAUUUUAUAUUAUUGUUAUUCUAAUAAAUGC